This is a messenger RNA of Penicillium subrubescens, 1266 nucleotides long. Its product is annotated as heme-dependent oxidative N-demethylase family protein. The transcript is spliced from 5 exons. The coding region runs from base 1 to 1266 and encodes 421 amino acids. The record is from RefSeq and is a predicted model, not a curated record. NCBI's taxonomy places the organism in Eukaryota, Fungi, Ascomycota, Eurotiomycetes, Eurotiales, Aspergillaceae.
AUGUCAAUUGACUUCCUUCAGGGGACGAUCUCAUCGAUCUUCCCAAUCAAAGACCCCGUGAGCAUAUUCAUAGCUCUCAAUCUUUCCGUUUGCCUCGUUGUCUUCCUGUUUCGGAGAUGGAAGUCCUCCUCCAACCAAACUGCUAGACCUGCUACUCCAGACCUGGAGAAGCCAGCAUCAAGAUUUCACGGCCGAGAAAAGAUAACGCGACAGUUUGGCGAAUGGACGCCCUCGGAUUUCAAGAGACCUACAGCACCACCUUACCCAGACUGGGACGUUCAUACCUCGAAGCCGAUUCCGUAUCGGCCUUUUCGAUAUGGCCCGAAAUACUUUGUUACGAUGGGGUUGAGAAGUAUGAAGUGGGAUGAAUGGAUUGAACUCGACAAUCAUUACCUCAAAUACCACGCCGAUAAAAAGAAGCGCAUCGAAGAACGCGGCGAGAAAUGCUACGGCACCGCACCAGAAGCAAUGGACGGCGCCAUCGAACUACUCGAAGAACUAUGUGACUACCUCCCCGAACGAUACCCAACCAUGUUCCAAAAGACCCCAACGGGCAUAACCAACACCAUCACCCACGAAACCUUCAACAUAACCCAGCGCCCGCUCCCAGAAGACCCCAUGGCCACAGCAGCCCGUCUCAUCCAAGACGAUCUCGCCCUAAUGUUCGAGCGCCCGGAUGGCGAAUACUACCUCCUAGCAGGCGCAAUCCUCCUCGCGGGAUUCUGGCGGUUGAGUGACAAAUUCGGCAUGCCACUCUCCGAAAUCCACACCUCAGGAGAUGUCCCACAAUUCCGCGAGAAGCUACAGCGCGGGAUGAUGAAUUUCUUCCGUCGACUGAAACCCGAAGAACCCGUUCUCCGGAACAAUUAUUUCAUCCAGGUGGAUGAUAGUCUGGCGUGGUCGCAUAGUAUUGGGUCCGAGGAUGCGGAGACGGUGUCGUGGAAUACGGCGGAUAAGAAUAAGGCGAUUGAGCAUCAUUUUUUUAGGUCGGAGAGGCAGUCGCUUAGGAGGUUGCCAAGGUCUGGGGCGGUGGUGUUUACUAUAAGGACGUAUUUUGAGCCGAUCACGGAGAUUGUUAAGGAGCCGUAUGUUCCUGGGAGGUUGGCUUCUGCGAUUCGGAGUUGGGGGGAUGAUGUUUCGAGGUAUAAGGGGAAGGAGAAGUACGCGGAGGUGUUGUUGGAGUAUUUGGAUCGGAAGCAUGAGGAGCAGGUUAAGGCGGGACUGGAGGUGGAUAAGGAGGAUGAAGCGCGGAGUUAUCCUUUAUAA